AUUAUAUUAUUUUGGAACUUAAACUAGACUUCAUCUAAUAUUUGAUGCCGUCGGAGGACGUCUUUUUGGCACCUUAAGCAUCCUUUCCCCUGAGCAAGUAUAUAGGAGACUAUUUCUUCCAUUCUUCAAAUAUACCAUUUCAAUCAUGACAUUUUCUGUGUCAUUUCCAUCUCAUAUAUCUUUAAUUUUUGAUGCCUCUCCAGACCCUGGGCAGAAGCGAUAUGUCGGCGUGAGGGUCAAGAUGCCCGUCUGUGAGAUGCUGAGAAAAAUUCGGCUUUCCAAGGGGAUCAAUUCCAACAACGUCAAGGAAAUACCUCUGAAAGCAAGAACCAAGACGACAUCAAGAACAGCAGAAAAAAACAGGGCUUCCUCCAAAAAGAGACAUAAGCAAAACAGGCAUUGUGCCUCCAAAAGCGUGGAAGAGCUGGACAUCCUGGUCGAAGUCCUCCAGGAAGAUUUAAAUGCGAGCCAAUCCAAAUUUGGAUUACAGAUGCCAACACCGUACGGACAAGUGUCGGCCCCAGAAUCUCAGAGUCCUUGGAUAGAAAGGGUUGGAAACCCACCAUCAGAAGAGCAUUGGGAAUCUAUUCCAUUUCAACCACGUUCCCCAGACAUUUCGUGGCAUCCGUUUGGUUGUGGAGCGAUGGAAGGAUGUCCAACUCCGACCAACAUCUUCCGAAAUCAAUGCGAGGAAGAAAGACGUUGGCAGAAGUUCCAGCUCCAACAGGAAGAAGCCCGGCUGAGGAACAUCUCAAUGGAGAAGCUUCUUGAGCCAGAUCCACAUGGAAAUAGACCUCUGCACGGGGCUGUGACACAAGGGAGAAGGGCUCUGGCCUAUGCGCUGGCGUGGCGGAUGGCAUAUCUGAACAAAAUUGAUGAGAAGGACACAGCAAAACAGACUGCAUUGCACAUCGCAGCUCGGAAGAACCACCAACUUAUCGCCGGUGACUUGAUUGCCUUGGGAGCCAACGUCAAUGCAAAGGACAUCUUGGGAAAGACUCCGUUGCACCUUUGUGCAGAGAAGGGCAACCUGGCAGUCCUGGAAGUCUUGCAAAGCUGCCAGCAAAAUGGCACCCACGUCGAGGUGGACGUAACCAACAAUCAAGGAUUAACACCGUUACAGGGAGGGGCUCUUGCUCAUGCUGCACUUGUGAAGGAUUUGGAAAUCCCCGGCCUCUCCCUUGACAUUAAGCAAGUUCUCGCCCUGCGUAAGGAGAGGACUUUGAGAGGCAUCUGCUGCUUGGUGGAGAUGGGAGCUGACCCGUGGGUGCAAGGCACCACGUCGUCCGAUCAAACGUCACAUUGUUUUGCAAAGAUGCAGGAAGAUAAGGAGCUGAUGAAUGCGUUCCAGAUUUACGGACCCAGACGGACCCAGGAAUCUGGCUCUCUCCGGAACAGAGAUGCCCUUCAAUGCUUGCAAGCGGAAAGGAUAGAUUCACCCGCGGUUUUAUUUUCCAAACUCUUGGACCAAUUUCUUGGUCCAAGUCUCAUGUAAACAGGAGGAUCGGUGCAAGCUGGGUUUUUCCUGCCUGGACUUUGGCUCAGCCCCGGUUCCGUGUCCGGAAGGUACCUUCCGUCCUCUGGAAAGUCUCCCUCCGCAUCGAUGUUUGCGUUGCCCCGUGGAUUUCUUCAACGACAAACCCGGACAGUCGGCUUGCUUUGCAUGCGGCUCCGAAGCCGUCCAACCCAAAGAAGGCCAAAAGCUUUGCAAAUGCCUUCGGGAAGGUCGGAUUUUCCAGCCUAGCGAUGCUCAAUGCCCAUGCGCUCCUGGGUAUAAAAACCCGGCCAACGACAGGAGAUGGGACUGCGUGAAGGAAGUGUACGACAUCUGCCGGGACGGAGCGGUCAGAAACCAAGAACGAGCGUGCUUGACAAAAGAAGGAUGGACACAAUAUUGCACAGACAAGGUGCUGCAAAUGGAAGGGUCCAUACGGGUUUGGAGCCUUGGUAGAACUAGAUCUCACUCUGGUCUCGCCUCUGCUAGGUUUGCAGUCGUCCUCAAGACUUCCAGGGAUACGACAGAGUCCUCGGCCUUUGCCUUUGCCAAGCGGAGCGUCUGGACAGCGUCUGCGAUGACCGGUGUAGACGGCGGCAAAGGAACACCUUGCAGUUGGUCUGUGACCAUGAACGGCCUCGUCUCUUGGUGACUUACAGAAAUGGGAGCCAGGAUCCCGUUUCCCUGGAAGAGAUCACACCUUCCUUGCAAGUGUUGGGCUUCCACGCUCAAAGCGAUUGCAUCUCUGCAAAGACAAAAGGAUCCCAACCUGUGUACAUUAUAAAAACAAAUGGGAGAGGAUUUUUGGGAGUCUAUGACCCUGAACCCGAAAUGCUCCAUUCUUUCCUUACCUCCGGUGGGAUCGCAUCUGCAAAUGGAUGGCAGUCCAUGACAUCUUCAGGUAUUUUUAUGCCCAUCCCAACUACAUGUAACAUGUAAAAACAUGUAA
Anolis carolinensis (green anole) is the source of this 2444-nucleotide messenger RNA. Its product is annotated as ankyrin repeat domain-containing protein 35-like. Gene Ontology annotation, molecular function: DNA binding; POU domain binding. The record is from RefSeq and is a predicted model, not a curated record. The transcript has 15 exons. Gene Ontology annotation, biological process: regulation of gene expression. Gene Ontology annotation, cellular component: nucleus. Bases 146 to 1495 code for a protein of 449 amino acids. NCBI's taxonomy places the organism in Eukaryota, Metazoa, Chordata, Lepidosauria, Squamata, Anolidae.